Messenger RNA from Camellia sinensis, 1227 nucleotides. NCBI's taxonomy places the organism in Eukaryota, Viridiplantae, Streptophyta, Magnoliopsida, Ericales, Theaceae. The record is from RefSeq and is a predicted model, not a curated record.
AUGAGAGAUACCCAUGAAACUGAAUUAAAGUUAGAGGAUAUUCUAGUUGUGAGGGAAUUUCCCGAUGUUUUUCCUGAAGACUUACCAGGGUUGCCACCAGAUAGAGAGAUUGAGUUUGCCAUCGAAUUGAUACCCAGUACGGGUCCUAUCUCCAAAGCUCCAUAUCGGACGGCCCCAAGUAAGGAGCAGCACGAAAAACAUCUGAGAAUAGUGUUGCAGAUAUUAAGGGAGAAGAAAUUAUUUGCUAAAUUAAAGAAGUGUGAAUUUUGGCUGGAGAGUGUAUCAUUUUGGGGUCAUGUGAUAUCUAGAGAUGGGGUAUCUGUUGACCCCAAGAAAGUGGAGGCGGUGGUAGAGUGGAAUAGGCCUACUAGUGUCACUGAAAUUCGUAGCUUCUUGGGUUUAGCAGGGGUUAAAUUUGAAUGGUCUGAUGAUUGUGAGAAGAGUUUCCAGGAUCUAAAGAGUCGAUUGGUGUCUGCUCCAGUGCUUAUAGUUCCGUCUGGAGAUGAAGAUUUUACCAUCUAUAGUGAUGCAUUGAAGAUGGGCUUGGGUUGUGUCCUGAUGCAGAAUGAUAAGGUAGUGGCAUAUGCGUCUAGGCAGUUGAAGCCAUAUGAGCAGAAUUAUCCUACGCAUGAUUUGGAGUUGGCUGCUGUGUUGGCAAACCUUAGGGUUCAACCCACAUUGAUUGAUAGAAUUAAAGAUGCUCAAAGAAGAGAUCCUCAGUUGCAAAAACUUAAGGCUGAAAUGGAAAUAGGGCUUCAGAUGGAAUUUUGUAUGCAUAAAGAUGGAACCUUGAGAUUUGGAGAGAGGUUAUGUGUGCCUAAUGAUUUUGAGCUCAAGAGAGAAAUCCUGAGAAAAGCUCACAACUCAAGGUAUAUGAGACCUGCAGGUAAGUUACAACCUCUUCUUAUUCCCGAGUGGAAGUGGAAACAUAUUACCAUAGAUUUUGUGACAGGGUUGCCUAAAACCCAAGGUGGGAACAAUGCUAUUUGGGUUAUCGUUGAUCGAUUGACAAAAUUCGCCCAUUUUCUAGCUUUUAAGGUGGGAUUCUCUCUAGAGAGGUUUGCAAAAUUGUAUACCAAGGAGAUUGUGAGGUUGCAUGGUAUUCCAAUGACCAUAGUGUCUGACAGAGAUAGCAGAUUUGUAUCUAUGUUUUGGAGAAGCUUGCAUGCGGCUUUGGGUACUAAGUUGAAUUUUAGCACUGCCUUUCAUCGUCAGACUGAUGGAUAG